AUGACAUUCUCCACUGGAAGAGGUGGUGCUGGUAACAUGCAAUACUCCAAAAACAUAACAUCUGAAAAUAAUCAUAUUAAACCAGUUGCAUCAAACCAUGGUUCACAUCAAAACCCUAAUGGCCAAAGAAAUGAUCAGCAAAUACCACAACAAUCUACAUCUGAACACAAUAGCAUUGAUAAUAAAGGAGAAAGAGUCUACUAUUCUACAGGCCGCGGCGGAGCAGGAAAUAUCCAAUCAUCUAAGUCGUUGCCUUCGCCAAAGCUAGUUCCUCAAGGAUCUAAUACUCCACAAUUACAUACAAAUAAGAUUUCUACUGGUAGAGGAGGGUAUGGUAAUAUGUUGAAAAAUGACGAUCCCGAGCUAACACGCAAAGUACAAGAUGUGGAUGGGCCAUCGAAUACGUCGAGAGAAAAUGACUUGUAUGCCGUUGCGUCCAAUAAGUCAUUUUCCAUAGGCAGAGGAGGAUUCGGCAACGUUAUGUCAAAUCAAAGAUCCGGCAAUAGCCAGUCCAGUCAAGAGAAGCCAGCUUUGAUGGCUAUAAGUAGCUAUGGCGAAACGUUGAAAGAUGAGCCAUCGAAGAAGAGUUUCUUUGGCAAAUUGAAGGGCUUGUUCACUAGCGAUUAG
Molecule: messenger RNA, 627 nt
Organism: Debaryomyces hansenii CBS767
Lineage: Eukaryota; Fungi; Ascomycota; Pichiomycetes; Serinales; Debaryomycetaceae
Exons: 1
Coding region: 1-627 (208 amino acids)
Source: RefSeq, a predicted model, not a curated record